GCUCUCUCUCCUCCUCUUCUCCUCUCUCUCUCUCUCUUUCUCCGCCUGCCGCGUGCGCGUGUCCCGCUCCUGCCUAGUUUGAGGAGGGAGGGAAGGAAAGAGGGAGAGGGAGAAACACUCUUGACGCAUCGGAGGGAGUGAGCACGUCGAGGCUUCACUUUCCAAUAAGCGACCUGCGAGACAACACGCCGUCAGCGAGUUGUGCUCCACACACACAGAGGAGAGAGGCAGGGAUGGGGAUCCAGUAGUGGAACCGCGCAGAUCAGUGCAGCUGCUUCAUGUAGCGCUGCAAGAAAGAGAGAGCAGCGUCUUUGCGCACAAGUCACACGGAUAUUUUUGGGGCUGGGAGCAACACAGCGACUCGACAGUGAUGCCCGUGAGCCAAAUUUUGUUUAGAGAAAUACUGCGGAUUAAUCUAAGACUGUGAAUUCUCUGGAGACAUAGCGGACAGAUUGGGAAACAGGAAAGGUGCAAAAUCGGAUUCCAUACAUUUGUGAUUGGAUGUGAGACUACUUUGACCCAACAAAAUUGAAGAUGAUGUUGCUAUGGAAACUGCUGGUGCUGCAGUCACUUAUGGGGUGCCUUGCAGAGAGCAGCGUCUUGCAGAGUCCCAUGUUCACCAAGCAGCCUGGUAGCAUUGUGUACCCUGUGGAGACGGUGGAGAGGAACAGGGAGGUGGUGUUCAGCUGUGAGGCCCAGGGAAGCCCACCUCUAAUGUAUCGAUGGAAGCUGAAUGGCACAGAAAUCAGUCCCAAAUCUGGAUCUCACUACAGCCUUUCUGGAGGCAACCUCAGAAUCAGCCAUCUGAACAAAGACCAAGAUGCUGGAACGUAUCAGUGCCUCGCCUCCAACUCUUUCGGGACCAUCGUCAGCCGAGAGGCCAGUCUAACCUUUGCAUACUUGGAGAACUUCAAGACUCACAGAAGAAGCUCUGUAUCAGUCCGUGAAGGCCAAGGAGUGGUUCUGUUGUGCGGCCCACCACCACAUUCUGGAGAGCUCGUAUUCUCCUGGAUCUUCAAUGAGUACCCAACAUUCGUGAAGCAGGACACUCGCCGCUUCAUCUCACAGGAGACGGGGAAUCUGUACAUUGCCAAAGUGGAGCCUUCGGAUGUUGGAAACUACACAUGUGUGGUGACCAACACUGUCACGAAGACCCGAGUCCAGGGUCCACCCACUCCACUAGUGCUGAGGAGUGAUGGUGUGAUGGGUGAAUAUGAGCCAAAGAUUGAAGUUCAGUUUCCAGAGGUUGUUCAUGUUGCCAAAGGAUCCACUGUAAAGCUGGAAUGCUUCGCUCUGGGAAACCCUGUGCCAUCUAUAAACUGGAGGAGAGUAGACGGGGUACCCUUCGCAAGGAAAGUAGACAUGAGGAAAGCCAGCGGUGUCCUGGAAAUCCCAUAUUUCCAGCAGGAGGACGCUGGCAUGUACGAGUGCGUGGCUGAAAACUCCAGAGGGAUGAACACAGUGAAAGGAAAGCUCUAUUUCUAUGCACCUCCUCAUCUCAUUGAGAAACCUCAAGAUGUCCAGAAGCUCAUUGAUGACUCGUUGGUGUGGGAGUGUAAAGCCACAGGGAAGCCGAAGCCGUCUUACAGGUGGAUGAAAAAUGGAGAGAACCUGGAGUCCACAGAGGAGCGCAUACAAGUGGCCAACGGAGCGUUGUCGAUCAGUCGUCUGACCCUGUCUGACACAGGAAUGUACCAGUGUGUGGCUGGGAAUAAGCACGCCGAGGUCUACUCCAAUGCAGAGCUCCGAGUUAUAGCUGUUGCCCCAGAUUUCUCUCACAACCAACUGAGGAGCCAGACACUUGUGAAGGUGGGAGGAGACGUGCUCAUCGAGUGCAGGCCUAAGAUGUCGCCUUGGGGUGCGGUCUCAUGGCGGAAGGGUAGCGAACCUCUCCGAGAGACACCCAGGGUCUCAAUACUGGACAACGGUAACCUUCGCAUAUGGAAUGCAACCAAAUCUGACGCAGGUCUUUACACCUGUGUGGCAAGAAACCAGUUUGGCGUGGCAAGCAGCACAGGAAGCAUCAUAGUUAAAGAGCCAACCAUCAUCACCACCCAGCCAUCCACGCUUGACAUCACUGUGGGGGAGAGUGUGGUCCUGCCCUGUCAAGUGAGCCAUGAUCCAUCGCUGGAGCUCAAGUUCACCUGGUUCUUCAACGAGCAGCUCAUCCACUUCGGCAGCCACGGUGGAUUUUUCGAAAAAGUGGGCGGUCAGCAUUCUGCAGGAGACAUUAUGAUUCGAAAUAUCCAGCUGAGGCAUGCAGGGAAAUACACGUGCGCCGUGCAAACCAAGGUGGACAGCGUUUCCAUUGCCAUGGACUUGGUAGUCAGAGGUCCCCCUGGCCCCCCCUCCAGCAUCCAUGUAGAAGAAAUCACUGAUACUACAGCCUCUCUGUCCUGGAGGCCCGGUCCUGAUAAUCACAGUCCAAUUACGGCAUACACCAUCCAGGCUAGGACACCAUUUUCCCUUGGGUGGCAGGCUGUCACCACAGUUCCUGAGGUGGUAGGGGGCCAGCGACUGACAGCUACAGUAAUAGACCUGAGCCCUUGGGUGGAGUACGAGUUUCGAGUCCUGGCAAGCAAUACCAUCGGGACCGGCGAGCCCAGCAAGCCAUCCAAACAAGCAAGGACAAAAGGGACCUCUCCGAAGGUCACACCAGCUAAUGUGAGUGGAGGCGGUGGCAGUCGCUCGGAAUUAGUCAUCACAUGGGAGCCUGUUCCAGAGGAGCUGCAGAAUGGAGCAGGAUUCGGCUAUGUUGUGGCUUUUCGACCUCAUGGUGCCACUGGAUGGAUGCAGGCUGCAGUACCAUCAGCGGAAGCAUCCAGAUAUGUCUUUAAAAAUGAGAGCAUCCAACCCUUCUCUCCUUUCCACGUGAAGGUCGGAGUUUAUAACAAUGAGGGGGAAGGGCCUUUUGGACCUGUUACCACUAUCUACUCUGCUGAGGAAGAGCCUGGCCGAGCGCCCACCAGGGUCCGUGCUAAGAGCCUCUCUGCAUCAGAGAUUGAAGUUUCCUGGAAAGCUCUGCCUUGGAAUGCCAGCAAGAAGAGAGUGCUGGGAUAUGAGCUGAGGUACUGGAGUAAAAGUGAAAGGGAAGACACGGCCAGUAUGCAAAGGACCGUAGGAAAUCAAACGUCGACUAUAAUCCGGGGGUUGAAAGGCAGCACCACAUAUUACAUCUCAGUGAGGGCGUAUAACACUGCAGGAGGUGGGCCUCCCAGCUCCACGGUCAACACCACCACCAAAAAACCACCUCCCAGUCAGCCACCAGCUAAGGUGACAUGGAACACCUCAAACUCCAAGAUUAUAUUGAACUGGGAACAGGUCCGGGCCCUGGAGAAUGAGUCAGAGGUCACUGGUUACAAAGUGCUGUACAAGAAGAAUCGACACAGCCGCCCCAACGUCAUGGAAACCAACACGACCUCUGUAGAGCUCGCUCUGCCCACCGAUGAAGAUUAUAUCGUGCAGAUAAAGCCGUUUGGAGAGGGAGGGGAAGGCAGCAGUAGCAGGCAGAUCACCAUCCCAAGGAUACCAGGUCAGUGGAGAGCUAGCCCCAACGCUGUCGGCUCAGCAUCCAAGGUCUCCACUCUAUCAGCCCUGAGUACAAUAGCACUGUCUUUCACAGCACGGACAUCUUUAUGACAAACAGCUUCCAGCAGACGUUGCAUCUGAUGUGCAGACAGCUCAACGGUGGAAUGCAAACACAGCCCACUCUGGUGUGACUAGAUCCAUUCAUUUAGAUUUUAGAGGCAGAAGGAAGAGAAAAAAUACACCAAUGAGAUGACGGAAAAAGGACUUUCAUGCAGCACCCAUGCUAAGUAAAGGGGAUUGACUGAUGUCGCGAAUAUGUUGUUACCAAAGCAGCUUUCAUAAGAAAAAAAGAAAAAAGUCUUAAAUGCAUCUUUUUGUAUGACAUGUUGAGCUUUUAUAGAUUUUUUUUCAUAAUUAUUUUGAUGUUGGUCGGGGCUUUCUGGGGUGAGAUCUAUGAAGUGUGUGGCAAACAUCAUCAACUAUUCCCAUCUGGAGCUUAAGAAUCUGAUUGGACAGUGCACCUCUUGUCCUCUAAAACAGGAAAAUACCUAUAACUUUGGUUGUAAGACACCAGAAUCAUUCUUUUUUCAAUCAAGUGAUCUAAUAAGCUUAUCUCCUAGAACUCUGAAUCUGUGUUUCUGCAAUAUUACAAUUAAAGGAUCGCAUCAUCAUGUUAGGUGUUUGUUGGAGUGAAGAAGGGAUCAGCAUUCAAUAUCAUGCGUCUCCAGACAGCACAUGCUGAAGCGUUUUAUGUUAGCAAACUACACAGACUUGGCUGACGAAAGUUCAUGUUCAAAGAUUGACCAAGAUUUCCUUUCGUGUGUUUGUUCUGCAACAAAGUAAAAGCCUUUAUCUUUGGAUUAUCCUCCUACAGGAUAUCAUGUUUACUGGCACAAACCACAUAAAAAAAGGUUUGGAUUUAUAUCAAAUCUCUCUUAAUGCAAUACUUACAUAACACAUCAGCGUGCAUACUUUUAUAACUAGUUCUACUGUCCAUACUGGCCCUUUGAAACACAUCUGCACUGAAUAAAUUAUGGUACAAAAUAGUCAUUUUUGAGCUGAAGUCAGACUACACCAGUGGGUACCAGGCUUUUUUUCUGUUGGGCAGCCCAAAAUAUUCCCAAGACCCCCCACCCUACACUUUGCACAUCAACACAUAAAAGUAAAGUGAUAUUCACGGAAAAACCUGUCACACACAGAAAGGAUUUUGUAAAAGGAAAGCCUGUUGUUCUUUCUUUAAUGCCCAUCAUCCUACAGGUGGAGCCAAGAGCAGAUAUGACUCAUCAUAUAUUCUUACCUUCGUUUGUUAAAGUCACUGUACUAAUGGUACAUAACGGUGCACAUUGUUUUUAUUUAGCCUUGCCAAGCCCCCCUGUCAUUGCUUCAGGCCUUCUUUAGAAUCACUGGACUACGCAAUCUUUUUAUGUGUUGUGUCGGUCACUGUGUCGGAUAAGGUGAUUACAGAACCAUAAAUUUGUGACCUGUCUAACAAACAGGUAACACAGUCAGGUCAAGUCAGGUAUGAGAGCAUUUGCGAAUUCAGCACUUCUCUGUGUCAACCUUGGUCCUGUACUGCUCCAGCCAACUGAUGGCCAUCCUCCAGGCCUGUGCCAGGCCGCCUCAUCUCUCCAGGUACCUUCACAGCUGCUCCCUCCACAACGCACCCAAUAUGCAGUGCGCCAGGGAAUAAGCGGGAGGUGCCCGUAAAAGCCUAUAGCUGCAGUUCCUGCAUCAGGCAGCCCAUCCCAGCUCACCUGAGCAUGUCAGCAUUAGACAGACAGUCUUGCCAACGAUACUCAAAAAUGUGCAGAAGAGAAGUUGUCAGGAAGGAGUCCAGUCUGCGCCUCUGGUCAGCAGUCCAUGCCAGGCCUCACAAGAGCAUAGUAAGACCAGAAGGACCAAGGACCACAAGACACAGGUACACAGUGGUACCCACACAACCAUUCAUCAAGACCCAUUGGAGGAAUUGGAAAAGAGAGGCUAGGCAAGACAAAACCUGGAGCUUGCUGCUAAUGCAAACAGAACUUAGUCACCAGGUUGUUGAAGUCCAUCCUCUAUUUAUUGUGAACAUUCCCCUUUUUUUUUGGUCUGUUGUUGCAGUCCCUCUGUGACACAUCAUAAAGACAGGACGUUGCUGCCAGAGCUCAACAACUUUUUCUCCGUCUCAUAGCUCCAUCUUCUUGCAACAAACUUUAUCAUUUCAAUUUGCGAUUUGGUUUCUUUUACAUUUGUGACUUUUGCAUGUGCAGAUCUCUCUGCUCUCUGGUCAGUUUCCCUGACAUAACAUAACACAUCAGAGAAGACAGAAGAAAAAUCCAACAUGAUAGAUCAUCUGUUGGGAGGGAGAUUAAGAGGCAUCUCAGGCAUGGCUUUGAUUGUUGAUGCCAAUGGGACAACUCCAAAGACACAACAGGAGAACUGGAGUCUCAUUUAAAGCUUCUGUUGAGCUCCAGAUUCCAGUUUGCAUUUAAGAACCAUAAAAGCAUUAGCGUUUCACUCAAAAGGGAUUGCUUCAGGGCCAGUAAGGACAGAGAGAACACACACUGCUACCAAUAACUCCACUGGCAUCAAAUAGCAUGAAAAAACACACCCAAGCUUUUCAGCAUGCCUAGACUUCAUAGCCAGUCAUUUUGUAGAAGGUGUACAAGAACUUCCAGAAAGUCAGAGUCCUAAAAGCCAUCCAUGUGAGCCUGUUACCAGAAACAGCAGCGUGCUGUACUGGAGAGCCCCUUCCCGGGGGUUCCUCUAACUCUGUCAUCAGACUGCUCUGGUGAGCGGACCCUGCCUCAUGCUCCUCUUCUUUCAGUCAGCCCUGUGUUUAGAGCUAUUCUUUGCCUUCUGUGUGCCUCAUCAUAUGUUCAAAAUCCUCAGGUCCUUAAAGAGCCUUAACUUAUCAUGUGUAUAUCAAGAACAUUAGAAACAUAGAAGCAGCCGCGGAUGUUUACAUGCUGCUGCAUUGAUACCUACUGUAGGUGGUUGGGUCACUAUGAUUAGUUUGGAUGGCAUUCUGCUGUUUUGCAUGGGAUUUUGGCAAUAUAUGAGGGCCUGGUGCAUUUUUAUAGGUGUGUAUUCCUAAUAAAAGACGAUGCUGCUGAUCUUUCCUUUCCCAUUGUCUCCUAAUGCCAUGUGGGCUUGCUGUGCUACAGAGGUACAGUGCAGUCUGUAUGUAGCUUGUAAUCCAGUGAAGUAGUUUGUACUUGAAGGGAGGUGUACUGUAGGCUACUGGCUCUUGCUCAGAUGCAAGAAAUGCAUCAAGAAAUGUGUAAAAUACUGUUUUGUACACUUCAAAUCAUUUAUAUAAAAGAACCUUUCUAAAGAGAUGAUUUACUUUACGUUUUUAUGUAAUGACUCUGUUUCAUACUGUAGCUAACUGUUGCUCAGCAUGACUGUGAGUCCUCUCUUUUUUGUCUUUCUGCAAAUGGACUGAAUGGCUUUAGGAACAUGCAAGGUCCAUGCAUCAAAUACAUAGGUUUGUGUAUAGGCCUACUGUAUGUGUUCCAUGAAAUCUAAACCAUAAUCAGCCCCAUGUCUUUGCUUCUGUCUCAGUCAGCCCCUCUGAAAUGUACUGCUGUUCUUCUGUCCAUAUACUCCCUACAUGAGGGUUUCCUCUGUUGCUAUUUGUUGUUUAUA
Messenger RNA from Cheilinus undulatus (humphead wrasse), 7158 nucleotides. Its product is annotated as contactin-4-like. Bases 535 to 3639 code for a protein of 1034 amino acids. The transcript is spliced from 23 exons. Gene Ontology annotation, biological process: cell-cell adhesion; brain development. Lineage: Eukaryota; Metazoa; Chordata; Actinopteri; Labriformes; Labridae. The record is from RefSeq and is a predicted model, not a curated record. Gene Ontology annotation, molecular function: cell-cell adhesion mediator activity.